CCCUUCCGUUCCCUCGUUUGUUUUAGACUUCCAGCGAAGCAGGAGAAAAAAAUCGUCUCGUCUCUUCUCUUCUUCCCGCAGUCCGGAUUCACGAUCAGGUUCCAGAGAAACCCCGUCUGAUCCGCGAGAUGGCGGAGCAGCCCAACCCCCAGCCCCAAGUGGUGGAGAAGGAGGUGGUGGUGGAGCGGCAGCAGGAGGCGAGGAGGGCCCCGAAGCUGAGGUACCUGGAUUUCGUCCAUGUGGCGGCGGCGCAGGCCGCGGUGUGCCUCGCGGGGCUCUACGGGCUCGCCAAGGACCACGCCGGCCCGCUCCGCCCCGGCGUCGACGCCGUCGAGUCCACGGUCAAGGGCGUCGUCGGCCCCGUCUACGACCGCUUCCACGGCGUGCCCCUCGACGUCCUCGCCUUCGUCGACCGCAAGGUGGAUGACACGGUGCACGAGGUGGAGAAGCACCUCCCCGGCGCGUUGAAGGCCGCGUCAGCGCAGGCCUACGCGGUGGCCCGCGGCAUCCCGGAGGUGGCGCGCGAGCUGGCCGCCGAGGCGCAGCGAUCCGGCGUGAAGGGCGCGGCCCGCGCGGCGCUCGCCAAGGUGGAGCCCGUGGCCAAGGACGUGUACGGGCGCGUGGAGCCGGUGGCCAGGGACCUGUACGUGCGCUACGAGCCGGCGGCGGAGCACCUCGCCGUCUCCACCUGGCGCACGCUCAACGGCCUCCCGGUGUUCCCGCAGGUCGCUCAGAUCGCGGUGCCCACCGCGGCGUACUGGGCCGAGAAGUACAACAAGGUGAUCGCCGCCGCGGCCGAGCAGGGCUACACCGGGGCCAAGUACCUCCCGGCCAUCCCCACCGAGCGCAUCGCCAAGGUGUUCGCGUCGUCGCCGGAGGCCGAGGCCCAGUAGUGUGUUUAUGCCGUUAGCGCAUUACCAUCACCCUGAUGAUGGGUUAAGCUCUGGAUUGCCCUCGAACUGAAACUUGAAUAAGAAAGUGAGAACCCGGGGGCUUAAGUUUGGUGGUAAUGUUGUACUAGAUAUGGUGGUGGGACGUUGUCACGGACCAUGAUGAUGUAGUCCACUAGCGCUCUGCUUUGUGUGGUGCUCUGCUUUCUCUGCCUUUGUAUAAAAGUCGGUCGAUGUCGCAAUCUUUGGCUAAUCCGAUGCGAUUAGGUUA
Setaria italica (foxtail millet) is the source of this 1161-nucleotide messenger RNA. Its product is annotated as stress-related protein. The transcript has 3 exons. Lineage: Eukaryota; Viridiplantae; Streptophyta; Magnoliopsida; Poales; Poaceae. The record is from RefSeq and is a predicted model, not a curated record. Bases 129 to 893 code for a protein of 254 amino acids.